Tarenaya hassleriana is the source of this 7853-nucleotide messenger RNA. Its product is annotated as serine/threonine-protein kinase TOR. Gene Ontology annotation, biological process: TOR signaling; negative regulation of macroautophagy. Gene Ontology annotation, molecular function: protein-containing complex binding; protein binding; protein serine/threonine kinase activity. The record is from RefSeq and is a predicted model, not a curated record. NCBI's taxonomy places the organism in Eukaryota, Viridiplantae, Streptophyta, Magnoliopsida, Brassicales, Cleomaceae. Bases 254 to 7657 code for a protein of 2467 amino acids. Gene Ontology annotation, cellular component: TORC2 complex; TORC1 complex; nucleus. The transcript is spliced from 57 exons.
AAAUCUACAAAAACACACUUGAGAAAAAAAAACCCAAGAAACCAAGAAAACAAGAAAAGACCUAUUUUCUCCAGCGAUCGUCGAAUUUUGUCGGUCCUCUCUCUCUCUCUCUCGCUCGCUGUCACACACGAUGAGUUGAGAGAGAACAUCUUCUCGUCUGUACAUACUCUCUCUCCCGCUCUAUCUCCUCCGACCCCCGGAAUAGGGUCAGAUUUAGGGUAUUUGAGAGUUCUUGCAGUUUUUGGGGACAACGAUGGCUUCCACGUCGCAGUCGCACCGAUUCGGUGGGCCUGCAACCACCGCGACCGGUGGCGGAAGCUUCGAUACUUUGAACCGUGUCAUUUCCGACCUCUGCACACGCGGCAAUCCUAAGGAAGGAGCUGCUUUAGCGUUUAGGAAACACGUAGAGGAAGCAGCCCGCGAUCUUAAUGGAGAAGCCUUCUCUAGGUUCAUGGAGCAAUUAUACGACAGAGUCUCUAGUUUGAUUGAGAGCACGGAUGUGGGUGAAAACAUGGGGGCACUCAGAGCCAUUGACGAGUUAACAGAGGUUGGAUUCGGUGAGAAUGCUACAAAGGUUUCUAAGUUUGCAAGUUACAUGAGGGCUGUGUUCGAAUUGAAACGAGACCCAGAAAUCUUGCUGCUUGCUAGUAGAGUUUUGGGACAUCUUGCACGGGCAGGUGGAGCAAUGACUUCAGAUGAAGUGGAGUUUCAGAUAAAAACAGCUCUUGAUUGGCUUCGUGGAGAGAGAGUGGAAUAUCGUCGUUUUGCUGCUGUUUUGAUUCUAAAGGAAAUGGCAGAAAAUGCUUCCACUGUCUUUAAUGUCCAUGUCCCUGAAUUUGUGGACGCAAUCUGGGUUGCGCUCAGAGAUCCACAGUUGCAAGUGCGAGAACGAGCUGUUGAGGCUUUGCGUGCUUGCCUACGUGUUAUUGAGAAAAGGGAGACUCGUUGGCGAGUCCAAUGGUAUUAUCGCAUGUUUGAAGCUACACAAGAUGGGUUGGGCAGAAAUGCUCCUGUGCAUAGUAUCCAUGGUUCCCUGCUUGCUGUGGGGGAGCUGCUGAGGAAUACAGGGGAAUUUAUGAUGUCAAGGUAUAGGGAAGUUGCGGAGAUUGUCCUUAGGUACCUCGAACAUCGUGACCGCCUUGUUCGCCUUAGCAUUACCUCGUUGCUGCCUCGGAUUGCUCAUUUCCUUCGUGAUCGCUUUGUAACAAACUAUUUAACGAUAUGCAUGAAUCACAUUCUCACAGUGUUAAGAAUACCAGCUGAACGUUCCAGUGGGUUUAUUGCCCUUGGGGAGAUGGCUGGUGCUUUGGAUGGGGAGCUUAUCCACUAUUUGCCGACAAUUAUGUCUCAUUUGCGUGAUGCGAUUGCUCCACGUAGAGGUAGACCUUUGCUUGAAGCUUUGGCUUGUGUUGGUAACAUUGCAAAGGCAAUGGGGUCCACGAUGGAACCUCAUGUUCGCGAUCUUCUAGAUGCUAUGUUUUCCUCUAGUCUUUCUCCUACGCUAGUUGAGGCACUUGAGCAAAUAACCAUCAGCAUUCCUUCUCUGCUGCCCACUGUCCAAGAUCGGCUUCUAGAUUGCAUUUCGUUAGUUCUUUCUAAAUCUCAUUACUCUCAGACAAAGCCUCCGGUAACCUUGAUCCGUGGAACUGCGGUUAAUGUCGCACCCCAGUUCUCUGAGCUUAGUGGUUCUGCUCAAGUUCAACUUGCCCUGCAGACUCUUGCUCGGUUCAAUUUCAAGGGUCACGAUCUUCUUGAGUUUGCGCGGGAGUCAGUUGUUAAUUAUUUGGAUGAUGAGGAUGGAACCACAAGAAAAGAUGCUGCCCUCUGUUGUUGCAGGAUAAUUGUAAAUUCUUUAUCUGGCAUCUUGCAGUUUGGUUCUAGCAGAUCGACACGAGCUGGAGGAAGACGAAGGCGUCUUGUUGAGGAGCUCAUGGAAAAGCUUCUCAGGACAGCUGUUGCAGAUGCUGAUGUUACUGUUCGCAAGUCGAUCUUCACUGCUUUACAUGGAAACCUAUGUUUCGAUGAUUAUCUAGCACAAGCUGAUAGCCUGACUGCCAUUUUUGCUUCUCUGAAUGAUGAGGAUCUUGAUGUUCGAGAGUAUGCCAUCUCCCUUGCUGGGAGGUUAUCUGAAAAGAAUCCGGCCUAUGUUCUUCCAGCACUUCGUCGUCAUCUCAUACAAUUGCUAACAUAUCUGGAGCAGAGCAGUGCAGAUAAUAAGGGUAGAGAAGAGAGUGCAAAGCUCCUUGGCUGUUUAGUUAGAAAUUGUGAAAGGCUUGUUGUCCCAUACAUAGCACCUGUGCAAAAGGCACUUGUCGCAAGACUUCAUGAGGGCACUGGGGUGAAUGCUAACAAUAGCAUUGUUAGUGGAGUCCUUGUAACCGUUGGAGAUCUUGCUAGAGUGGGUGGCUUAGCAAUGAGACAAUACAUACCUGAACUUAUGCCGUUGAUUGUUGAUGCUUUAAUGGAUGGAGCAGCUGCAGCAAAACGUGAGGUGGCUGUUUCUACGCUUGGUCAAGUUGUUCAAAGUACUGGGUAUGUUGUGACUCCUUACAAGGAAUACCCUCUGUUACUUGGCUUGCUCUUGAAAUUGCUGAAUGGUGAGUUGGUGUGGUCUACCAGACGAGAAGUGCUCAAGGUUCUUGGAAUUAUGGGUGCUUUGGAUCCACAUGUUCACAAACGUAACCAAAUAAGUUUAUCAGAAUCACAUGGAGAAGUUACACGUGGCACUGGUGAUUCAGGUCAACAUAUUCAAUCGAUGGAUGAGUUAGCUGUGGACCUCUGGCCAUCGUUUGUUACAUCGGAGGAUUAUUACUCAACGGUUGCAAUCAACUCGCUUAUGCGUAUUCUUAGAGAUGCGUCACUUGUUAGUUACCACAAACGGGUUGUUAGAUCUCUGAUGGUCAUUUUUAAGUCCAUGGGACUGGGGUGUGUGCCCUACUUGCCGAAGGUUUUACCUGAGCUUUUCCACACUGUUCGCACUUCUGAUGAGAAUUUGAAGGAUUUUAUCACGUGGAGUCUUGGAACUCUUGUCUCCAUCGUACGCCAGCAUAUACGCAAGUAUCUGCCUGAGCUGCUCUUACUAGUAUCUGAACUAUGGUCAUCCUUCAAUUUGCCAGGUCCUGGUCGGCCUUCUCAUGGUCUUCCGGUUCUGCAUCUACUAGAGCAGCUUUGUUUAGCACUCAAUGAUGAAUUCAGAACUUACCUUCCUGACAUCCUUCCAUGUUUCAUCCAAGUAUUGGGUGACGCUGAGCGGUUUAAUGACUACACCUAUGUUCCUGAUAUUCUCCACACACUUGAGGUGUUUGGCGGUACUCUUGAUGAGCACAUGCGAUUACUCCUUCCUGCACUAAUACGGUUGUUUAAAGUGGAUGCUCCCAUUGCUAUCAGGCGUGAUGCUAUUAAAACUUUAACACGACUAAUCCCUUGUGUUCAGGUUACUGGUCAUAUUUCGUCCCUUGUGCAUCACUUGAAGCUAGUUUUAGAUGGGAAGAAUGAUGAGCUGCGGAAGGAUGCUGUUGAUGCACUAUGCUGCUUGGCUCAUGCUCUUGGAGAAGACUUCACCAUAUUCAUUGAAUCAAUUCAUAAGCUUUUAUUGAAGCAUCACUUGCGGCAUAAAGAAUUUGAGGAAAUUCAAGCUCGAUCACGUAGGCGUGAACCUUUGAUCUUGGCUAGUACAGCAACUCAGCGGUUAAGUCGGCGGCUGCCGGUUGAGGUUAUAAGUGAUCCUGUAAUUGAGAUGGAGAUUGAUCCUUUUGAAGAAGGAAAUGACAGAGGCCAUCAGGUUAAUGAUUGUAGACUGCGAACUGCUGGAGAAGCUUCUCAGCGCAGCACCAAGGAAGAUUGGGCUGAGUGGAUGAGACAUUUUAGUAUUGAAUUACUCAAGGAAUCUCCUUCUCCAGCAUUAAGAACUUGUGCAAGACUUGCACAAUUACAGCCAUUUGUUGGGAGGGAGUUGUUUGCCGCCGGCUUUGUCAGCUGUUGGUCACAACUAAAUGAGGCUAGUCAAAAGCAGUUAGUGAGGAGUUUAGAGAUGGCCUUCUCUUCUCCAAAUAUACCCCCUGAAAUUUUGGCUACACUUCUCAAUUUGGCAGAGUUCAUGGAACAUGAUGAGAAGCCUCUUCCAAUUGAUAUUCGUCUCCUCGGGGCUCUUGCUGAAAAGUGCCGUGCUUUUGCAAAAGCUUUGCAUUAUAAGGAGAUGGAAUUUGAAGGUGCACGCACCAGGCAAAUGGAUGCUAAUCCAGUCGCUGUUGUUGAGGCUCUUAUACACAUAAAUAAUCAGUUACACCAACAUGAGGCUGCUGUUGGCAUACUGACUUAUGCACAACAACAUCUUGAUGUGCAAUUAAAAGAAUCAUGGUAUGAGAAGCUGCAGCGCUGGGAUGAUGCUCUCAAGGCAUACACUUUGAAAGCAUCUCAAGCAUCAAAUUUCCACGUUGGACUAGAAGCCACCUUAGGACGAAUGAGAUGCCUUGCUGCACUGGCACGGUGGGAGGAGCUGAACAGCCUCUGCAAGGAAUAUUGGUCUCCAGCUGAGCCUGCUGCUCGUCUAGAAAUGGCACCAAUGGCUGCUAGUGCUGCGUGGAAUAUGGGUGAAUGGGAUCAUAUGGCAGAAUAUGUGUCUCGAUUAGAUGAUGGCGACGAAUCAAAGUUUCGGGCUUUGGGGAGCUCUACAUCAAAUGGUGAUGGAGGCAGCAGUGGUACAUUUUUCAGGGCUGUCCUUUUAGUUCGAAGAGGGAAGUAUGAUGAGGCGCGGGAAUAUGUUGAAAGAGCUAGGAAAUGCCUUGCGACAGAACUUGCAGCAUUGGUUUUGGAGAGUUAUGAGCGUGCUUACACCAAUAUGGUUCGUGUUCAGCAGCUGUCAGAGCUAGAAGAGGUAAUUGAAUAUUGUACAUUGCCCAUGGGAAAUCCUAUUGCUGAAGAAAGGCGAGCCCUAGUUCGUAAUAUGUGGACGCAACGGAUACAGGGAACUAAGCGGAAUGUAGAGGUUUGGCAAGCACUUUUGGCUAUUAGGGCGCUUGUGCUGCCUCCUACAGAAGAUGUUGAAACGUGGCUCAAGUUUUGUUCGCUUUGUCGAAAAAGUGGGAGGAUCAGUCAAGCUAAAUCUACUCUGCUGAAGCUGUUGCAGUUCGACCCUGAAGCAUCUCCCGAAAACUUGCAUUACCAUGGACCUCCCGAAGUGAUGCUUGCAUACUUGAAAUAUCAGUGGUCUCUUGGAGAGGAACAAAAGCGCCGAGAAGCUUUUUCUAAGCUUCAGAGUCUGGCGAGCGAGCUCUCAAGUGCACAACAUACUCAACCUGAAACACUGGCUAGUACGGUUACCAGCAAGGGUGCAAAUAUGCCACUCCUUGCACGCGUGCAUCUCAAACGUGGAACAUGGCAAUGGGCACUUUCUCCGGGAUUGAAUGAUGGUUCUAUCCAAGAAAUCCUCGAUGCAUUUAGUAAGGCCACCCAGUAUGCUCCUCAAUGGGCCAAGGCAUGGCACACAUGGGCAUUAUUUAAUACAGCAGUGAUGUCUCAUUACACUUUAAGAAGUCAAUACGCUUCGCAGUUCGCUGUUGCUGCAGUCACUGGAUAUUUCCAUUCAAUAGCAUUUGCAGCUAAUGCCAAAGGAGUUGAUGACAGUUUACAGGACAUACUGCGACUCCUCACUUUGUGGUUUAACCAUGGAGCUACAAGUGACAUGCAAAAAGCAUUGCAGAGAGGAUUCAAUCACGUUAAUAUCAAUACAUGGCUUGUUGUGUUACCUCAAAUAAUUGCUAGGAUACAUUCAAAUAAUCGUGCAGUUAGAGAGCUGAUUCAGUCACUUCUGGUCCGCAUAGGAGAAACCCAUCCACAGGCACUUAUGUAUCCCCUUCUUGUUGCAUGUAAAUCAAUUAGCAAUUUGCGGAGGGCAGCAGCUCAAGAGGUGGUGGACAAAGUUCGCCAGCACAGUGGUUUACUCGUGGAUCAGGCACAACUUGUUUCUAAUGAACUAAUCAGGGUUGCCAUACUUUGGCACGAAAUGUGGCAUGAAGCACUGGAAGAAGCUAGUCGUCUGUACUUUGGUGAACAUAACAUUGAAGGAAUGCUGAAAGUGCUAGAACCAUUACAUGAGAUGCUUGAAGAAGGUGCUAGAAGGGACAAUACAACCAUAAAAGAAAGAGCAUUCAUAGAGGCUUUCCGUCACGAAUUGUUGGAGGCAUAUGAAUGCUGCAUCAAGUACAAAAGGACUGGAAAAGAUGCUGAACUUACUCAGGCGUGGGACCUUUACUAUCAUGUUUUCAGAAGGAUUGAUAAGCAGCUUGCCAGUCUUACAACUUUGGAUUUAGAGUCUGUUUCUCCUGAGUUGCUUCGAUGCCGUGACUUGGAACUAGCUGUUCCUGGAACGUAUCGUGCAGAUGCACCUGUUGUGACGAUAGCAUCAUUUGCACGCCAACUUGUUGUCAUAACUUCUAAACAGCGACCCCGAAAAUUGACUAUUCAUGGAAAUGAUGGUGAAGACUAUGCCUUUUUGUUGAAGGGACACGAGGACCUGCGGCAAGAUGAACGUGUUAUGCAGCUUUUUGGUUUGGUGAAUACCCUGCUCGAGAAUUCCAGAAAAACUAUGGAAAAAGAUCUAUCUAUUCAACGUUAUUCUGUUAUACCAUUAUCUCCUAACAGUGGACUAAUCGGAUGGGUUCCAAAUUGUGAUACCCUACACCACCUUAUUCGAGAGUACAGAGAUGCUAGAAAGAUCACCCUUAAUCAAGAACACAAAUAUAUGUUGAGUUUUGCCCCGGACUAUGAUAACCUACCACUUGUAGCAAAGGUUGAAGUAUUUGAGUAUGCUCUAGAAAAUACCGAGGGAAAUGAUCUAGCCAGGGUUCUGUGGUUAAAAAGUCGUUCUUCAGAGGUAUGGCUAGAGAGGAGGACAAACUAUACCAGAAGCUUAGCAGUGAUGAGUAUGGUUGGCUAUAUUCUUGGAUUAGGUGAUCGACACCCAAGUAAUCUUAUGCUGCACAGAUACAGCGGAAAAAUCUUGCAUAUUGAUUUUGGAGAUUGUUUUGAGGCUUCUAUGAAUAGGGAAAAAUUUCCUGAGAAGGUCCCAUUCCGACUGACUAGAAUGCUUGUGAAAGCUAUGGAGGUCAGUGGCCUUGAAGGGAACUUCCGUUCUACUUGCGAAAAUGUUAUGCAAGUUCUCAGAACAAAUAAGGAUAGUGUUAUGGCAAUGAUGGAGGCCUUUGUGCAUGAUCCUUUAAUCAAUUGGCGUCUGUUCAAUUUCAACGAAGUUCCGCAACUAGCAAUGCUAGGCAACAAUGCUACUGCUGCUGUUGCUGUUGUCAAUGGCGAAGAAUCUUCUCAGAAUAGGGAUCUUCCUCAACCUCAACGAAGCGCUCGGGAGAAGGAAAUUCUUCAGGCUGUGAAUAUGCUCGGAGAUGCUAAUGAAGUGCUCAAUGAGCGGGCUGUGGUUGUGAUGGCUCGGAUGAGUAAUAAACUUACGGGGCGUGAUUUUUCUACAUCGGUGACGGCAAACAAUCCGAUGCAGCAUGGAACGGACCACAACAACUUGCUUGUUGGGGAGCCACAUGAAGUCGAACACGGUUUAUCCGUGAAACUCCAAGUUCAGAAACUGAUAAACCAAGCUACUUCUCAUGAAAAUCUCUGCCAGAACUAUGUCGGGUGGUGCCCAUUUUGGUGAGUUGGCCGUAUGUACAUAUAAAUGCACAUAUAUGCAAUUGACAUUAUUUUAUAUUUUAUUUUAAAACAGUUGUAUUUGUAUAUAACCUGAAUAUUAUUAUUGUCUUUUUUAUUAUUGAAAUGCAAUGUAAUUUAGAUAUGUACUGUGUUGCUAUUUUUGGAUCUUGUCAUUUAUAAGUGUGUUUGUGAUAUGAUUA